Messenger RNA from Zonotrichia albicollis (white-throated sparrow), 1140 nucleotides. The record is from RefSeq and is a predicted model, not a curated record. NCBI's taxonomy places the organism in Eukaryota, Metazoa, Chordata, Aves, Passeriformes, Passerellidae.
UGUAAUUCCUGAAUCCUGCCUGGUUGAUCCUAGAGGAGGAGGAGGAGGAGGAGGAAGGGGAGAGCCUCCUGUCUGUGCCACUCUUCAGCUCCUCACAUUCCUCAGGCUCCAGUUCCAGCUUUGGACCCCCACUCUGCUGCAGGGCUCAGAAAUGCCUCGUCGCUCAUGGGAAGCAGGAAGGCAGCAGUGGGAGUGAGGGUUUCACAAUCUGCUCCCCACUCAGCUGCUGUGGGGCUGCUUGGUGCUUCCCAGCAGGGAAAGAGAGAAAUGCUGAAUUAGAGAGAGAAAUGCUGAAUUUCUGACCAGAAAACACAGAAUCCUUCAAGGAGAAACACCUUCAGCAUGGCCCAGAAAAGCCAGACUGGUGGAACUGAGAAAAAUGGGUCCUCCCUCCUGUACAGCAAGAGUGAUCUCAAGGAAGGAGCCCUGCAGUGGGUGCCAGGUAUUCUACAUCUCUCUCUGGACAAACCUUUACUCCACCCUCCAGCUGUGUUCCCUGGGCCGCUCCUGGGGGGCUGGCGUGCUGGUGACACUGGUGGCCCUGGCUCUCACUGUCCUGGUGAUCCUGGUCAUUGAUGGGCACCAGAGGAAGCUAAAUGUGAACACAGAUGUGAGGCUGGCAGCUGUCAAUGAAAUCUUUAUCAAACACAGCAUAAUCCUGGGGAUUACAGAUGUCCUGGAUGGGCCACACAACAUCCUACAAGUAUCCUAGCUGGGAAUUGCUCAGGGAAUUGCUCAGGGAAUUAGUGGAAAUUGGUCAGGAGGAAUAAUAGGUCAGAUCCCUCCUGGAUAAAUUCCUCCUGCUGGAGACAUUUUUCAAUUAUAUCAAUUAUUUGUAUCAAUUUAUCACAACAUCAAUUAUUAUUGAUGCUGUGAUCCAGAGGAUGGCAUUCCUAGGAUCUGCUUUGUCUCCUAAGGGAUGGUAUGAGGAACUGGGAUGGUUUUAUUUCUCCUGUAAGUGCGGAUUGAGAUAUGCCCAAAGGUAUUUGGAAAUAAUGAGUCUAAAGGAUUAAAGUGGGAUUCAUUAGGGCAGACAAUUAUUCCUAAAAAUGUGUUAUAAUUAUGUGACACUGAUGAUUCUGCCUAUAGGCAGAGGGACAGCAAAGGUCCUAUGGCCAAAACAAAACAAAACAACAAAAA